Molecule: messenger RNA, 2835 nt
Organism: Exophiala bonariae
Lineage: Eukaryota; Fungi; Ascomycota; Eurotiomycetes; Chaetothyriales; Herpotrichiellaceae
Exons: 2
Coding region: 1-2835 (944 amino acids)
Cellular component (GO): nucleus
Molecular function (GO): ATP binding; DNA binding; ATP hydrolysis activity
Source: RefSeq, a predicted model, not a curated record
AUGACUUUCUCCUCCUCGCCAGUACUCUACCCAGCCAGUUCAUCGCCCCAAGCGGCCGUGCCGAGUAAGAAACGCCGACUAUUUCAGCCAUUCCCAAGCGCACCUCAACCCCAUCUGAAAAGACCCAAAAUUGUUGGAGGAUUCCUGCAGGAUAGCGAUGAUGAAGACGUUGAAGGCGACCCCGUGACUGCAAAUGCUAUUUCCCAAGAAAAGCCGCCUUCCCCUUCAGCAGCAUCGAUUCCACCUGGACCUGUGGAAGAGGUGGACCUUUCUCCACCAGUAUUCUUACCCGCCCCUCGUCUCCUUUUGAGAAAAUUGCCAGCAAAAACAAUCAAUAUACAGUCAGCCUCUGGUGGAGCGAUAGAAAUUUCCAUCCGACAGAAAACAGCCAUCCUCUCAUACGAGCAAAUCAUAGCUCAAAGAUCAACAACUGCUCCAGGACGAGCAAAGAAAGCAUACUAUGGAAUUGAUAUACAUACACUUAUGGACGAGGCCAAAACUCAACAACAGUUGGCCGAGUUCGCAAAGGAGAGUAAGAAGCAAAACGCUUUGGUACUGCCAACCGUUGAGGUUCCAGAUCAACACCCAGCGUUGACUGGGAAGUCAAAUUACACCCAAAUGUGGACGGAGAAGUAUCGAGCGAAGAAGUUCACAGAGCUCGUUGGUGAUGAGCGAACUCACAGAUCUGUACUCCGCUGGCUGAAGUCGUGGGAUGACCUCGUCUUCCCUGGAAGUUCCAGGCCAAAGCAGAUCAAAGUGUUUGACGAGAAAGACCAGUUUCAACAGCAGCAUAAGAAAAUUCUUCUUCUUACGGGCCCUCCCGGGCUUGGAAAAACCACCUUGGCUCAUGUAUGCGCCAAACAAGCUGGAUAUGAAGUAUUAGAAAUCAAUGCUAGUGACGACCGAAGCAGAGACAUUGUCAAAGGCAGGAUAAAAGACGCACUUGGUACCGAGACUGUUCGUGGCAUCAAAGAACAAGGAAAGGCUCGAAAAGCUGGACGACCUGUGUGUGUUGUUGUGGAUGAAGUUGACGGCGUAACCACUGGCAACAGCUCAUCUGGUGGGGAGGGUGGUUUUGUCAAAGCAUUGAUUGAUCUUGUACAGACUGAUCAACGGAAUUCUUCGAAGGAAGGACAAAGCCAGAAUGGCAAGGGAGGAAAGAAGAAUCGCGACCGCUUUCGAAUGCUGAGACCAUUAAUAUUGGUUUGCAACGAUGUCUACGCCCCCUCGCUGCGACCAUUACGAACAUCCUCGAUUGCUGAACUUAUCCAUGUGCGGAAAGCUCCAAUCGACAAGGUAAUAUCUCGAAUCAAAUUCGUGUUUGAGAAGGAACGCAUAUCAUGUGACAAUGACGCAGCAAGACGGCUUUGUGAGAUUUCCUGGGGUCUGGCUAUGCGGAAGCAGAGAAGCCAGGGAUCUAGAGGAGCUGGUGAAGGGGACAUCCGUGGUGUUCUUGUUCAAGCAGAGUGGCUCGCACAUAAGCUACGAGCGGGCGGAGAAAAUACUAGAUUGACGAGGAAUUGGCUUGAACCUCAUCUAGACAACUCUCAACAAGGACAGAAAGGACUGGGACGUGGUGGUGUCCGGGAAGUCGUCGAACGAGUAUUUGUGGAGGGUGCUGGUUUACCAAGUUUGCCUACGUCUGUCUCAGCUGACGACGCAAGACUUAUUGCUGAGUCUAACGCGCAACCAAUUGGUGUUUCGGAUCUUCGAAAGCGCGCCGCCAUAACUGCUCUUCGAGAAAUGGUGGAUACUUGUGGCGAUCACGAUCGGUUGAUGACCGAUUGUUUUGCAGCUUAUCCGACCCAAGUUUUCCAAGAUGAUGUUCAACUAUCGAAACCCAAUAUGGGCUAUGAAUGGCUUCAUUUCCAUGAUCGCCUUUCAAGCCGCGUCUACUCCGGGCAAGAAUGGGAAUUGACUCCGUAUCUCAGCACAAGUGCCUGUGGUUUCCACCACCUAUUCGCCAGUAUGGAUAAGGGCAACAAAGCAUGGAAUGAAGAGAUCAAGCCGGAGGUCGAACCUGAAGACUUGCACCCUUUCAGUGGACUCAAGGCUGACUUUACCGCCCACGAAGCAGAGAAGCAGAGCCGAACCCUGCUGACAGAACUUCAAUCAAACUUUUCCGGAUCAUUGUUGAGACUCUUUAGUUCCGUGGACGUAAUCGCACUGGAGUUGGUACCAAACAUCGGAAGAAUGCUGGCCCCGGACGUGAAGCCUGUGGUAAUUGGUGGCUCUAGCGGCUCUGCAAGCAUUGCAAGCGUGAGAAAAGAAACGGAAAAGCAAUGUGUUAGGAAUGCUGUCAAGACAAUGCUUGCGUUGGACGUGUCGUUUGAGAAAGCAAGAGUGGAGAUCGAAGGUGGUGGAGCGCACUCAAAUGCUGGAUAUAUCUACAGGAUGGAACCUCCUCUUGAUGAACUGCUCAAUCUUCAUCUACACAGAUCCUCACGCUCGAUAGCACCAAUAAGGUAUGCGGUACGUCAGGUUCUGGACCAGGAACUCAGAAAAGAGAAGUUGCUUCAGAAUAGUCUUGCUCGGCAUGCUCGGACCUCGACAGAGACGCGCAAGAACACUACCCAUGAAGAGGACAAAGAAAAUACAGACCCACUUGCCAAGGCAGCUCAAUCGCUGUCAAACGAUGCAGGCAUGAAGCGAGACUUUUUUGGUCGUGUGGUCAACGAUGUAAGACCUAUGUCUGCUGGAAAGAACACUACGAAUGGACAGCCAACACGAAAGGAAGAAGGAGGUCGAAUCUGGGUUUCUUUCCAUGAAGGGUUUUCAAACGCUGUCAGAAAACCGAUCACACUGAAGGAACUUAUUGACAGUUUCGCGUUGUGA